Molecule: messenger RNA, 1015 nt
Organism: Hevea brasiliensis (rubber tree)
Lineage: Eukaryota; Viridiplantae; Streptophyta; Magnoliopsida; Malpighiales; Euphorbiaceae
Product: thiosulfate sulfurtransferase 16, chloroplastic
Exons: 7
Coding region: 206-754 (182 amino acids)
Source: RefSeq, a predicted model, not a curated record
UGAUUCCAAUUUGGAUGUGUGCGAACUUGGAGUAAAGCACAACAAUGGUUGACGUGUCAGCCAUGCUUCUUCGUGAUGACUUCAGCCACGCACCCACCAUUAACCUCCAUAACCAUCCCUCACUUCUAUAAUAUCUGUUUCAUCCUCUGCGCACACCAUCCACAAACCUUCAAGAAUCCUGAUUUGUAUAUACCACAAAACGAAAAUGGAAGCCAAGUCCAUUGUUUCCUCUGCUACCUUCACUAGUUCCACUCUUGCUCCAGUUUUUCGCUCUGAUGAUCUCAAUAACAGUAAGCUUUUGCCAUUGCCUUUACGGGUUAAUCCACGGAGAUGGACUGUUGGUGUCAAUCACAAAAGCUUCAGUUUCUGCACCAAGGCCAGUCUGAGAGAGAAUUCGGAAGCUGUUGGAGUUCCAACUUCGGUGCCUGUACGAGUUGCACAUGAACUUCUUCUCGCUGGGCACCGGUAUUUGGACGUCAGGACUCCUGAAGAGUUCAGUGCUGGACAUGUGGUAGGGGCAAUUAACAUACCAUAUAUGUACAGAGUUGGAUCAGGAAUGUCUAAGAACCCCAAAUUUCUGGAGCAAGUAUCUUCACAUUUUGGAAAAUAUGAUGAAAUUAUUGUUGGUUGCCAAAGUGGGAAAAGAUCUAUGAUGGCUGCAACCGAUCUUUUAGCUGUUGGUUAUACUGCCAUUACUGAUGUUGCUGGUGGAUUUACUGCAUGGACACAGAAUGGACUUCCAACAGAAAAUUGAUGUAUUUUGGUGGGAAUCAUAAAUCCUGUAGCUACCAUAAGUUUUUAGUUGACAAUUAGCAGAGAAGGUUUAUGUGCAGAAGAACAUUUUUCAACAAUAUAUAUUAAUCAACAGUAGACAGUACUACUACAGAGAAUCUUGUAAGGCAUAGUGAGCUUAUAUGGAGAGAUGCUGUUUUCAUGGAAAACCAGUAUCAUCAAAUUGUACUGUUGUAAAUGUCAUGGAAAACAAAAUAAUAUGUCAACUUAAUUUGUACAUAAA